UGAGAUCUGGAAAUUCUUCUUUGAAGGUGUCUUCAUCAUAUAUUUUUUGCCUUCUAUUGGCUGCAAUUCUAGAAGCCAUAGCACUUGUGAUUGGUUUAAAUCUUGCUGACAAUGAAGUUGGAUCUGAAAAAUUCACAUUUGUAUCAUCUACAGCUUUAAGUUUGGCAUGGGUUGAAAAGAUAGGUCCAAAAAAGGAGCUAAAUGUAUCCUGUGUAACUAGAAGACAAUUUUCAG
Paraglomus occultum is the source of this 234-nucleotide messenger RNA. Lineage: Eukaryota; Fungi; Glomeromycota; Glomeromycetes; Paraglomerales; Paraglomeraceae. The record is from the annotation of a GenBank genome assembly.